AUGAAACUACAUUUACAAAAAAGAACAAGAACUGCCACUAAACAUGGAACUACCUGCUUUACAAAAACUGUACAUGCUCCAGCAACUGCAACUACAACUGCAUCUAAUCGUGCAACAAUAACUGCAACUAAAAAUUUCACUGCAAAAGAUACAGACACUGCAGCUGAACAUAUAAGUGCAACUGCACAUGCCACUGCCACUACUGAAACUGAAGAUGAAACUGCAACUGCUAAUGCACAUGCUACUGCUACUGCUACUGCACAUGCAACUGCAACUCUAUCUGCAAUAACAACUGCAACUGCAUCUGGAGGUACAACUGUAACUGUAACUGCCCCUGCACCUGCAACUGAAACGGCACAUGCAACUUUAAUUGUAACUGAAACUGCACAUCCAACUGCAACUGCAUAUGCCACAACUACUGCUCAUUCAACUGCUUUUGCUACUAAAACUGUACAUGCAACUGCCUCUGCUAGUGCACAUGUAACUACAUCUGCUACUGCAACCGCAACUGCCACUGCAUUUGUACCAACUGCACAUAAAACUACAACUGCACACGAAACGGCAACUGGACAUAAAACUGCAACUGAAACUGCUGCUGCAAAAUACACAGAAACUGCAAUUGCMCCUGCCAAUGCUACGGCUACUGCAACUGCAUAUUCGACUGCCACUGCAACUGCUCAUCAAACUGCAACUGCAUAUGCUUCGGCUACUGCUCAUGCAACUGCUAUUGCUAUUGCAACUGCUACUGCAACUGCAACUGCACAUGUUCUUUUAACUGCACAUGUACUAACAACUGCUACUGGAACUGAAACUGCAACUGCUACUGCACAUGCUUCUUCAACGACACAUUAA
Messenger RNA from Polistes canadensis, 852 nucleotides. Its product is annotated as platelet binding protein GspB-like. Bases 1 to 852 code for a protein of 283 amino acids. The record is from RefSeq and is a predicted model, not a curated record. Lineage: Eukaryota; Metazoa; Arthropoda; Insecta; Hymenoptera; Vespidae. The transcript is spliced from 3 exons.